GUGCGGUAUUCAUGUCUCACCUUCAAAGUACGUGUUAAAAAUACAAGAUUUGUACUAUUUAAAAAAAACUCCAAAGCGCGCACUGUGGGCGGUGCGUGGGAAGAAAACUGCUUGCCAGACUCGAAAAACACGCCCCUGCCUCUGUAUGUUUUCCGAUGACGCGUCAAACGUCGUUGCCGCACAUCUAAAAGCAAGUCGGAAAAAAAUCCGGCGGCCAAAAAUGUCAAAGUAGAGAACCUUUUUUUUGCAUUGAUUUAAGAUUUUUUGGGUUGUUUGUUUUUGUCAUCCAAACCGAGAGGAUUAUGACCAUUAAAGUGGAUUUUGAGGAGUGUCUGAAAGACUCUCUGCGCUUCAGAGCUGAAAUCGAGGCCGUCCAAGUCGACGUGGGAGAACUUGAGACUCGAUUAGAUAAGCUGGUGAAACAAUGCCAGGCCAUGCUGGAGGCCGGCCGGGUGUACUACCAGACCAGCAAGAGCUUCGUAAGCGGUCUCCAGAGUCUGGGACAGCACUGCUCCUGGGACACUGUGAUGGAGGAGUGUCUUCAGAAGUUUUCCGAAAAACUGUCCCUCAUUUUGGACGCGCAAGGGGAGGUGAUUGAGCUCACGCAGAAGUCAGUCAAAACCAAGCUCCAAACGUUUGUGAAAGAAGAUGUUCGGCGUUUUAAGGAUGCACGCAAGGAGUUCGAACGCAGCAGCGAAUCCCUGGAUGGGGCGCUGGCGAAGAAUGCUCAGGCGCCUCGGGGAAAACCACACGAAGUGGAGGAGGCCAACGGAGCGCUGCUCAACGCCCGACGGACUUUCAGGUCCAGCGCUUUGGAUUACGUCUUGGAGAUUAACAUCAUCGAGGCAAAGAAGAAGACUGAACUCUUGACGGCUAUGUUGUCGCUGAUGGACGCUCAGGCCCAGUUGUUCCAGAACGGCCACCGGUCCUUAUCAGAAACGGACCGGUACCGGCAAAAACUAAACGAAGAGCACACACAGUUUGUCCUGAACUCUGCGCGGGAAAAACGGGACAUGGAGCAAAGACACGCUGCCAUUAAGAAAAAGGACAUAUCCUACGACGACUCGAUGAUGGACUUUAAUCCAGAUGCAACGGACGGGGUCGCCAUGGAAGGUUACCUCUACAAAAGGGCAAGCAAUGCCUUCAAAACCUGGAGCAGACGCUGGUUCUCUAUUCAGAAAAAUCAGCUGGUGUAUCAGAAAAAAUUCAAGGAGCAGCCCACGGUGGUGGUGGAGGACUUGCGUCUGUGCACGGUCAAACCAAACAAUGAGAACGAGAGGCGCUUCUGUUUCGAAGUGGUCUCCCCAUCCAAAAGUUGUCUGUUACAGGCCGACUCCGAGAGGCAGCAGCACGCGUGGAUCGGCGCCGUGCAGAACAGCAUCGCCUCGGCGUUCCAGGAGCGCCGGGAUGACCAACACAGUCCGCGGCAGCGAUCAGACUCCUUGUCGAAGGGCGACCCCAUCGCCGGUCGGCAGAGCGAAGGUUUGGAGGCCCUGGAAGAGGUUCGGGCCAUUGCCGGGAACGGGGAGUGCUGCGACUGCGGGAUGCCGGGUCCUGACUGGGCCUCUAUCAACCUCGGCAUCACGUUGUGCAUUGUGUGCUCGGGAAUCCACAGGAGCCUGGGCGUCCACUUCUCCAAAGUACGUUCGCUCACUCUGGACUCCUGGGAGCCAGAACUUAUUAAGUUGAUGUGCGAAUUAGGAAACGGCGUCAUCAACGGCAUCUACGAGGCUCGCAUUGACGAGAUCACCUUGAAGAAGCCCCUCCCCUCCAGCCCGAGAGGUGACAAGGAGGUGUGGAUUCGCUCCAAAUACGUGGAGAAGAAGUUCAUCCAAAAGCUUCCGGAGACGGCACGGAACCCUGCGCAAAGGCGUACCGGCACCCAGAGGAACAGGGCGGCUACUCAGGACCGCACCGCGCAGAGGCCACCGCUUAAACCGAAACCGAGCCGAACCACUCUGCCCCGAACUGCGACCGGCCUCAGUGAGGUCCAAAAGAACAACGCGUGCUCCCCUAAUGAUGUGAACGACGAGGAGGAGGAUCUAAGCGGGCUUCACCCCGGCGCGCUGCUGUACCGCUCGGCAGGUCUGCAGAACUUCCCGGUCAUGGCCGACGCGUUGGCCCACGGCGCUGACGUCAACUGGGUCAACACAACCGACGAAGCCCGUACGCCGCUGAUCCGGGCCGUCUCGGUGAAUGCCCUGGCGGCGUGCGAAUUCCUGCUGCAGAACGGCGCCGACGUCAACCAGGCGGACAGGAACGGGAGAAGGCCGCUUCAUCACGCCACUAUACUGGGUCACACAGGGUUGGUGUGUCUCUUCCUGAAACGAGGCGCGGACUACAACGCCAGGGACAAAAACCAGAAAGAUCCGAUAACCAUCGCCGUGGACAACGCCAACGCCGACAUCGUCACUUUACUGCGAAUCGCCAAGAUGAACAGGGAGAUGCAGGAGAUGGACGGAUCCCUGGGAAAAUCAGGUCUCUCCAAGGGGCAGUCAGCCGGGACGGGAAGUGGGCAGGGCCAAUCCAGGAAGAGCCUUCAGGCUUUAAAGAACCAAAUAAGCGGCUGGGCUUUGGGAGGACAAAACGAUUAGCGGAACGGCAGUGAAAAUCCAGUUCUUCAUUCAUUAGAAAUGAAAACUGGGCGUGGCCGCCGAACAAAGACUUCCAAAAGUCAAAACACUGUGAAAAUUGAGUGGGCGUUACAAUGCUGAAUUCCUGUAGACGUGCUUUGUGUUUUUUGUUUGUCACGCUCGCUUCUUGUACUUUUGUCUUGUCGGAUUCACAGCUUAUGUGCCAUUGACGACGAUAGACGUUGGUCUAUUUCUAAUGACAUUUACUUCAUGACAUUGACGGUUAUGUGUGUCGAUUCUAUUGAUGCCAAUGUAGUUGGAUUCCAUUGACGCAUAUGUAAGUCGAUGCCAUUGACGUCCAAAUUUCCCAUUCCCUUCCAAUGGAAUUUACAUUGCAUUGAUGCCAUUGACGGCCAUGUAUUUUGAUUUAUAUCGAUGCCAAUGUACUUUGAUUCCAUUUACGGGCAUGGACGUCCAAAUUUUCCAUCCCUUUGCAAUGGCAAAAAAUGCAAUGUCCCCAAAUCAACAGGAAAUGACCUGAUAUCAAUAGAACAUGUCCCCCGAAUAUCCCCCAAUGACUUGAUAUGACCAGGACAUGUUCCCCCAAAGUCCCCAAAUGACCUGAUAUGACCAGGACAUGUCCCCCAAAUGACCUGAUAUGACCAGGACAUGUCCCCCAAAAGUCCCCAGAUGAACUGAUUUGACCAGGACAUGCCCCCAAAUGACUUUAUAUGACAAGGACAUGUCCCCCAAAUGUCCCAAAUGACUUGAUAUGACCAGGACAUGUGCCCCUAAAUGUACCCAAAUGAACUGAUAUGACCAGGACAUGUGCCCCAAAUGACCUGAUAUGACCAGGACAUCUCCCCCAAAAGUCCCCAAAUGACCAGGACAUGUCCCCCAAAUGUCCCAAAUGACUUGAUAUGACCAGGGCAUGUCCCCAAAUGACUUUAUAAGACCAGGACAUGUCCCCCAAAAGUCCCCAAAUGACCUGAUAUGACCAGGACAUGUCCCCCAAAUGACCUGAUAUGACCAGGACAUGUCCCCCAAAAGUCCCCAAAUGACCUGAUAUGAUCAGGACAUGUCCCCCAAAUGACCUGAUAUGACCAGGACAUGUCCCCCAAAAGUCCCCAAAUGACCUGAUAUGAUCAGGACAUGUCCCCCAAAUCAACAGGAAGUGACCUGAUAUCAAUAGGACAUGUCCCCUGAACGCCCCCAAAUGACCAGAUAUGACCAGGACAUGUCCCCAAAAAGUCCCAAAAUGACCUGAUAUGACCAGGACAUGACCCCUAAAGUCCCCAAAUGACCUGAUAUGACCAGGACAUGUCCCCCAAAUGUCCCCAAAUCAACAGGUAGUGACCUGAUAUGACCAGGACAUGUCCCCAAAUCAAGAGAAAGUGACCUGAUUUAACCCAGACAUGUCCCCAAAAAGUCCCAAAAUGACCUGAUAUGACCAGGACAUGACCCCUAAAGUCCCCAAAUGACCUGAUAUGACCAGGACAUGUCCCCCAAAUGUCCCCAAAUCAACAGGUAGUGACCUGAUAUGACCAGAACAUGUCCCAAAAUCAAGAGGAAGUGACCUGAUAAAACUAGGGCAUGUCCCCAAAUCAACAGGAAGUGACCUGAUAUGACCAGGACAUGUCCCCAAAUCAAGAGAAAGUGACCUGAUUUGACCCAGACAUGUCCCCGAAAUGUCCCCCAAUCAACAGGAAGUGUCCUGAUAUGACCAAGAAAUGUCCACGACAUGUCCCCAAAUCAAGAGGACGUGACCUGUAUCACCCCACAGCAAAGCCCCAUAGUAAUUUAUACAGAAUUGCAGUUUCUAGUUUCAAAAUGUGUGUCUUGGUGUAGUUUUUGUUGACGAAAACUACUAAUUUCACAUAGUUUUAGUCGAUGUUUACUCAGUAUUUUUUGCCUGUAAAAUUCGAAAGUUUCACUACAAAAAUAAAUUUUAAAAAAUUCGAAUGAAUAACAGACUUGCGCAUAUUGUAGCUAACAUAUGUAUGUAACAUAUUGUAGAGUUUAAGAUAAUGCUAGACAAUAGCCUAAUGCUAAUGCGAAUGCCAUGCUAACACUAUGAUUUACCAAACACUUCCAUGCUAUGCUAUGAUGCAGGCUAACUAUCAUACAUUGUGAACAUGUGACAGAAACUAUGGCGCAUUUUCUCGUCACACAAAAACUGGCAUUCGUGUUGUUAUGUUUUAGUCUCCCAAGACACAGUUUUAGCUCAUUAUCAUCUUCGUGAUGGAAAAAAUGUCAUCGUUGACGAAAACAACACUGGAAACAAGCCACACAAUUGGACAACUAGUCUCGUCAAUGGCACUGAAAGAGAAACCUAGGAAAAACUGACGCUGCUGCCAAGUUUGACUUUGUUUUUGUGUGUCUUUGCACUCCUGAGACAAGAUGCCGGUCUCAGCAGCUAGUGCAGUCUAUGUCGUCAACCGCUAACUACCAGGUAACGUCCUGUUCUCGGCAACCUCGCGAAAAAAAUCGGGAGCUAUAAAGCAACACUUGGUAUCUUUUCAGUUUUGGUCGAUUUUAGCAACACUAGUGGAUGAAAACGGUAGUAUUUUGCUUUAAGACUGCGUUUCCCAUGAGGACUAGCGCAUACCCGCACAGUGUUGUAAAAUCAUCAGCCAUCUCCCCAAUGCCUUUGCCUCACAUUCAGCCCCAUAUCAUCAAGAAAUGAGGGAAUUUGAAUGUUUUCUUCAGGUGUUUUUGACACCUUGUCAAAAGUCAAGAAUCUGCAUUGGACGAGGUGAUGAUGCUGGAACUUUUGUUUGGUGCCGUUCCAGUGAGAUUUACAAAAACGACUGAUGAUGAUUUUGUUGCUGGGCCAUCUUUGCAAAAUUAGCGCGAAAGCGUUAGCAUCGACUUCCGUCUUUAAAAUGAAUGGGGAAAGCGGGAAGUGACGUUAUGCCGUAAAGCAGCUAGCACAUUUGUAGUUUUUUGUUUAGCAGGGUUCCUGCCAACCUCUUCAAAGUGAGCGAUACAGGUGUCAAAUAUUUUAUAAAGGUUGAAAAGUUACCUCGUGUUGCUUUAUAAGAUUAAAUUUUCUUUCUUUGCAUUCAGAUGGCUUGUGACGAAUGUCUGUAGACGCUUAUUUCUACUCCAAACAAAGCUUUUAAGGACAUUUUUUUAACUUCUUGGUGGCUUCGAGUUACAUGCUUGCAGCAAUUCUUGAUACGACAGCGCUCUCUGGUGGACUAACAAAUUAAUGCAGCUUUCUCAAGGUGUUCUCUUGAGGUUUUAACCAGUUUUCAGACUAGAAAUCGCAGCCCAAGCCAAGUAAUGAUUAAAAAGUGCGACUUAUAUUCUGAAAAUACUAUAUAUUGCUUUAAAAAAAUGAUUUUUUCUGUCUCCCAGGUGACGAAACAUACCAUCACAUCUUCAAGGACUUUUCACACAUGGCUUCCAACAACCCGGAGAAGCUCAAGCGUCGCAGUGCGGAUGGCAAAUCCUGAAAACAAGAAAAAACUGGUCAAUUGUACACAAAAUAAUUCAAGACAUUUUCUGAC
Molecule: messenger RNA, 6088 nt
Organism: Corythoichthys intestinalis (scribbled pipefish)
Lineage: Eukaryota; Metazoa; Chordata; Actinopteri; Syngnathiformes; Syngnathidae
Gene: acap1
Product: ArfGAP with coiled-coil, ankyrin repeat and PH domains 1
Exons: 22
Coding region: 303-2594 (763 amino acids)
Cellular component (GO): cytoplasm
Molecular function (GO): protein binding; GTPase activator activity
Source: RefSeq, a predicted model, not a curated record